UUUUGAUUCUAGUCAAUAAUAUCGCCUUUGACCCGAGGGGCAGUACAUUUGGGUAAUUACCAGAGAUUGCUCUGCUCCACUGCAAUUACUCUGGAAAUUCCGCAGGGAAAGUCACACUCCACUAUUAGUUUUCACAUUUUCAGUAACCCUUUGGCUUUGCAGUUGAAUUUCCCGCAGAACAAAGCUAAUGUUCAAUAUCCUGAGAGCUGGCUUGGUCUACGGAUUCGUGGUGGUCUUUACCUUGGUCACCCGCUUCCUGAAGGGUUGCUUGGACCUCAGUCACUCGCUGGUCAUAUGAGGAAAUGGAGUGCCAGGAGGUGGAAUACCAGGAGUUGGAGUGCCAGGAGGUGGAUUACCAGGAGGUGGAAUACCAGGAGGUGGAGUGCCAGGAGGUGAAGCACUAGGAGGCGGAGAACUAGGAGCCAGGUACGAGUGUGACUUGUGGGAAGUGAGUUUCCCGGACUUAUCGGCCCGGCAAUCAAUAAUGACGGCCUUAUCGGACUCGCACCUUUGGCAGGACCACCUGGAGCGCCAGCAGAGUCGGAAUACCCGGUCCACACGCACCAUUCUCCUGUGGAGCAGUUUCUUCGGGGACCCGCGCUGGAAAUUGUCCUGGGACACUUUGGGCCCCCAGGAACUGAGGGACGAGCUCGGGUGCCCGGUGUACCAGUGUGAGAUCACCAACCAGCACGACUUCCUGCCCGCCGUGGAGCUCUACGAUGCCGUCGUCUUCCACGCGGCGGAGAUGUUCCCGCUGCUGCGACCCGUUCCCUCCCAGAGGAGUCGCCACCAGGCGUACGUCUUCGCCACGAUGGAAUCGCCCGGGGAGACCAAGCAUCGGCUCGACGACGAGUUGGGAUUCUAUAACCUCACCAUGACCUAUCGCCUGGACUCGGAUGUGGUGUGGCCCUACGGCCAGCUUCUAGACAUCGAAACGGACGCCGUGGUGGCGCCCAGUGAGAGGCCACAUUGGCGGAAGCCCCCGGCGGCGUUCAACGAUUCUGCGGUCUGGGAUCUUUGGGCGGGAAAAACAAAAACUGCCGCUUGGUUCGUCUCCCAUUGCGAGACUCUUUCCAAAAGGGAGGUUUUGGCCGACAGACUUCAGGAAUUCUUUGCGAUAGACAUUUACGGGAAGUGUGGAAAACUCAGUUGCGCACGAGGAGAUCCGCGCUGCGAGGAGAUGUUGGACACCGAUUACCUGUUCUACCUGGCCUUCGAGAACUCCCUGUGCGACGACUACGUGACGGAAAAGCUGUUCGACGCCCUCCGCCGGAACGUAAUACCCGUGGUGUUCGGCGGAGCGGACUACUCGCGCAUCCUGCCGCCGCACUCGUACAUCGAUGCCAGUCGCUUCCAGAGCGUCGAGGAUCUGGCCCAGCACCUGAACUUCGUGGGCGGGGACCAGGAGGAGUACGUCAGCUACUUCUGGUGGCGCAGCCACUACCGCUUGGCCUCCACCUCACCCUUUUGCGAUCUGUGCGCCCGGCUCCAUGCGCCGGGAUUCAGCCACAAGACGCAGUCCUACGGGGACAUUCAGUCCUGGUGGUUCAACAGCUGUCGCCUGGAGAGCCGGAUUCGGUUGUGAUUGUGUUGUGUGCGCGGAAUCAAGAAAGACAGGUGCAGCUUUGGGUCACCAAAGAGAGCGAGAUGGAGCACCGGGUGUUUGUUACCCUCACGCAACAUCUGUUGUUUUGAUCCUAAGCCUACAAUUGAGUUCGCUAGCCACUCCCAGAAAUGUGUGUUAAGUACAUUUCUGGAAAGAUAAGAUAUACAGGUCUCUGAUUUCAUGGCACUCCAAACAAACCAGGAAAUUGUCGUCUAAUGGGGACAUGACUCACCAGCAGUCCAAUUUCAAAUGCGAUUUCUAUUGGUUUUGGUAAAGCCAGAAUUUCAAAACGGAAAAUGCCAGGCACUCAAAAUUGGCAAGUUUGUGUAAUAGGUCUCAUAAGCUUUUUAAAGUCAACAAAUUAUAAUUAUAAAAGCUUUGAUUAUAAUUUAUAAUUUAGUUCAAUUUAUAAUUAGUUCAAGCAAGAACCAAACGUCCAAAUAAAUUUGUUUAAAUAAUUACUA
Molecule: messenger RNA, 2070 nt
Organism: Drosophila ficusphila
Lineage: Eukaryota; Metazoa; Arthropoda; Insecta; Diptera; Drosophilidae
Product: alpha-(1,3)-fucosyltransferase C
Exons: 4
Coding region: 485-1585 (366 amino acids)
Cellular component (GO): membrane
Molecular function (GO): alpha-(1->3)-fucosyltransferase activity
Source: RefSeq, a predicted model, not a curated record